AUGGUCGAGGAGACUGGGCCCCUGGUAUCACAACCACUCUUCCGUUCUGGUCAAAUGGACAAUGCCGACAUGAAGCUCCUAUGGUUCUAUACCAGCGCAACUAGCACUUCAUUUUCCAUCGAUGAUGGCCGUUUCAACCCCGUCAGCGAGAUCCUCAAGACUCGCAUGGUCCAGGUCGCCUUUGAGAAUCCCUUCCUCAUGGACUCCCUCUUCGCCCUCGCCAGCCUUCACAUGCAGAGCCUCAACCAGGAGUGCGAUCCUUCCCGCGCCCUCGCGUAUCGCGCUCGUUCUUUCGAAGGUUAUCGCCGUGCUGUCGAGCAAGCUCGCCCAGAGACAUAUCCCGCCCUCAUCGCCAACUCCCUCCUCCUAACUGCCCUCUCCUCUCAAAACUUCCGAGAUGACGACUCGAAAGAGCUGUACAUUAUCGACUGGAUGAUUGUCUGGCGCGGCAUCGGCCUUGUCAUUGACCUCAUGGGGGUUGAGAGACUCUUUGACUCUGGUCUCUAUGCCCUCUUCUCUCGCCCGCCCAUAGACCUCGAAAAGGCCACCGGUGCAAUACCCAACAACCUUCUCUUCAUGGUUACCUCAAUCAAGGCCGACGACCCGGAUUUUACUGACAUCGACACUUACUACGAGACGCUCAAGUACCUGGGUUCUCUAUAUCACAAUAUGAACGACGGCAUCAGUCCCGUCAUGAUGCUCCGCAUCAUUACCUGGUUCACCUUCAUCCCUCGUCAUUUCAUCCAACUCGCCCGUGAGCGCCGUCCCCGAGCCCUCGUCAUCCUCGCCUACUACUCCGCCUUUCUCAAGCUCACCAAAGUCGUCUGGUGGCUCAAGAACGUUGGCGAUCGCUCCUUAAACGACCUUUGCCAGUACCUCGGCCCAGAGUGGCAGCAUCUCCUGAUAGUGCCGCAGAUGGCCCGCCUAGUCGACACAGACAUAGGGAUUGCAAGAGUACUGUUUGAGAACCCUAACUGGGUGCCUAGCACGCCCAGCAGCCUCCGCAUAGAUCCUACAGCAGCCAUUACGUUCCUGGACGACGAGGGGCGGCGAGUUGAGUGGACACCUUCCGAGAAGAAACUUGUUCUCCUAGAUCCUAGGAAAGACAACACAAUGGAUGAGUGGAAAAAUGAUCCCGAGCUGUGGAAGCCAGCAGAUUGA
Fusarium falciforme is the source of this 1161-nucleotide messenger RNA. RefSeq names its product Zn(2)-C6 fungal-type domain-containing protein. The record is from RefSeq and is a predicted model, not a curated record. The coding region runs from base 1 to 1161 and encodes 386 amino acids. Gene Ontology annotation, biological process: regulation of transcription by RNA polymerase II. NCBI's taxonomy places the organism in Eukaryota, Fungi, Ascomycota, Sordariomycetes, Hypocreales, Nectriaceae. The transcript has a single exon. Gene Ontology annotation, molecular function: DNA-binding transcription activator activity, RNA polymerase II-specific.